AUUCAAGCCAAACAGAUGGAGGAUCGUCCUUGAGCGUUGAAACAAUCUUUAAAGCUAACAUUGUGUAUAUCGGUCAUCAGUUUGCUGACCGAACCAAAAUUGCUUUUAACAACUGUAUCAUGAGAAGAAACUGUUUUGUUCAAUCUGGUAAUACUAUUGAGAGCAGUUCUUAAAAAGGAUGUGAUUAUGUAUCGCAUCAUUUGUGGAUUGCCUUAGUACAAAAACAGCCUACUCAGCGGACCAAACUGUCAACCUGGUGGACAGCGAAGGUGAAAUUGGCUUGUUGCAUUCGGCUUUUAUUUGGUGUAGUGACACGACGUAAAUUUUGUGUAUGGAUUUUACUUUUGAAUAUCAAUGCCGCUAGGGUGAGCUUAGGGCUUACCGAAACAAGGGAUCUCAAGCAUACCCCUUUUUCGCACAUCGGCGAAUAGCCAUUUUCGGUUUUCUGUUGACUGCAACUAACACUUAUUCGGAAAAGAUUUACCGUGAGUCACUGCGUGCACUACCAACGCCACUGAAGAUAAGAAAGACUACACACGCACAAUGAUGGGCGGCAUUUCGGCAGUAUUCUGGCGAUUUUUUCACUGGGGACCGUUGAUUGCGAUAAGUAUAAUCAAAUCAAUAACCUUCAUGACCCUCUACAUGAACACCAUGUGGUGGCCUCCGAAUCGAUCGAUCGGCGGAUUUAUCAAUCAAACUAUUUUCCUAAUGCUGUCCGCUAGCACCGGAUUUAAUUUUGUGAUGGCGUCGCUUACCGGACCGAAGUUCCUGCCACUGCGGUGGCAUCCGAAAAAUCCUAAACACGAACAGUUCCUCCAGUAUUGUGUCAGCUGCGAUGGGUACAAAGCACCACGGUCCCAUCACUGCCGAAAGUGUGAUCGCUGUGUGAUAAAAAUGGAUCAUCACUGUCCGUGGAUUAAUAACUGUGUCGGAUGGGCGAACCAUGCGUAUUUUACGAGCUUCCUUGGGCUUGCCGUGGCCGGUUGCGUACAAGCCACUUUUAUUCUCUGUGGAUCGCUGUAUACAGGCUUACACCGGGACUGGUAUCUGUACUAUGGACAAUACUCGAAGGCAACCGUUCAGCUGGGUUUGUGGAGUCUGAUUCUGGGUGUGUUCAACAUUGGAUUGGCCAUCGGAGUAAUCAUCGCGGUGGGAAUGUUGCUGUUUUUCCAAGUCAGAGCCAUUCUGAACAAUCGAACGGGAAUAGAAGAUUGGAUCCUGGAGAAGGCCAAACAUCGUCGCGAAAACGGUGGAAAGCGUUUCAUCUAUCCGUACGAUUUGGGAAAAUGGCGAAACAUACUGCAGGUUGCGAAUUGGACAUGUGCUCCCGUCGGCAAUGGAAUUGAAUGGGCUGUGGCGGAUGGAUGCGAUCAGUUUACGUUGACGAAAGAGCAACUGCAACAAAAAUCAGAGAAACGUGCUCGGACGAGGACAUACACUAUCAAUCGCCCGGUUAGCGGCAGCUGGGCUCCUCUGUGCUCUCAGGGAUGUCGGGUCUGUCUCAGCCCACCGUUGACGGAUGAACCACGCAUUAGGUUGGAAGUGGGUGACGUAGUUCGUGUAACUCGCUGGCGCAAACAUUGGCUCUUUGGGGAAAAGGUAUUCGCAAACACGGAACCGGAAUGUAGAAAUGGCAGCAAAAAAGAGAAAAAACAGAAUCCGAAACCGGCAGUAAAUUCGAAAGCACCUCGGAUACGAGGAUGGUUCCCGAGGCAGUGCGCCGUCGAGCUGCUGGAAGACGAUGAUGAAUCCGAACAGCAACAACACUUCAAAGAGAAGAAAAAAGCGAAAUAGAUGGCCAUCUGGGAGUAUUUUUCUAUAGUGUUUAUUUUUUAACGGCGCUUUUUGUCAUUUUUUCCAAAAUAGCCAUGCUGCUUUUUGCUGCUAACGUGACGAUUAACUACUAUUUUUGGCAAGUGAAGAAAACUAUACAUUAAAAUAAUUGUUAAUAACUAUUUUUAUCGAACUAAACAAAUAUAAGAAAGUUUAAUCCAAA
This is a messenger RNA of Malaya genurostris, 1996 nucleotides long. RefSeq names its product palmitoyltransferase ZDHHC6. NCBI's taxonomy places the organism in Eukaryota, Metazoa, Arthropoda, Insecta, Diptera, Culicidae. Gene Ontology annotation, biological process: protein palmitoylation. The transcript has 5 exons. Gene Ontology annotation, cellular component: Golgi apparatus. Bases 544 to 1794 code for a protein of 416 amino acids. Gene Ontology annotation, molecular function: palmitoyltransferase activity. The record is from RefSeq and is a predicted model, not a curated record.